Molecule: messenger RNA, 1101 nt
Organism: Paramacrobiotus metropolitanus
Lineage: Eukaryota; Metazoa; Tardigrada; Eutardigrada; Parachela; Macrobiotidae
Exons: 2
Coding region: 205-702 (165 amino acids)
Source: RefSeq, a predicted model, not a curated record
AGAGAAAGGAAAAUGCAGGAAUGCAACAAUAUUUUUUUUUGUAAAUCAUAAAUUUAAAUAUAUCUUCCAAAAUUUAAAACGGCGUACGAAAACUUGAUUAAUUUGCCGUAAUAUAUUCUCACUUCUUUCUACCGGACAUAUUGCAAGUAUUUGCGUACAGAGGGUUGCCAACUGAGCUCGUGUGUAGGAAGACGUACUCUAACGAUGGAAGCCAGCACCAGUACAAAUAAUCCCAACGUGGAUGUUGCACAAGUGAAUGUUCUCGAAGUGAUUACCAGCGGUGAAGAAUGGUUAUCAUCAAUCAUGAAAGGCAUUUCGGAAAUAUUUGGGACUGGAAGGAUAACUGCAUUCCCAGUAGAUAAAGCGCAGCUGGCUACCCUUACGGCUCGGAUGAAUCCAGUUCCCGAAUGGCUUAAAGGAAUUUCGGAAUCAUUCCGCCGCUUGCGGAUCUUGGAAGAAGUUUUAAAUACACUUAUUCCGGAGAACGUACCAAUCGAAGAGCUGGUAUGCAUCCGUGGAAAUGAGGAGGAAGACACCCCGCAAAACAUUGAAGACAUGUUCAAAAGCAAAGUUGACAGUGAUUUAUGGAAAGAAUACGAAGAAUUGCGGGAUGAACUGCUUAAGCAGGAUGCAUAUAUAAAACGAAUCAUCGACGCUGAAAGGAUGUUUCUUCAAGAAGUUAACUGUAUUUUGUACCCUUAACUACCAAUAAAGUUGACCUUAUCAGUUGAUAGCAUCCUUUCGGGUGCUUGUUUUGGCCUUUUGUUCCAGCUAGCCGGCCUUUGUUACAGCACAAGCACAACUUGAUAUUUCAUUAAUCUUGGAACUUGGACAAAUGACUUCGGCAGUUAAAAGUAUUCAGUUUAUUGCAGCUGCAUAUUGAUUUUACAUUUAUGGAAAGUAGAAAAUCGAAUUAAAAACAUGAUUGUUAUCAAAUUAGAAGCCGUUAUUGUUAGCUCUCGGUCCGUAUAGAUACAUUGAAUGACAUCCACUACCCGUACUGAUGGUAAUUCACUUUUUCUAACAAUUGUAAGUCAGUGCUAUAUGAUUUAACCAGAGAGAAAGAUAUCUUUCUCUCUGAUUUAACAUUUAAUACUCGAU